Molecule: messenger RNA, 5053 nt
Organism: Stylophora pistillata
Lineage: Eukaryota; Metazoa; Cnidaria; Anthozoa; Scleractinia; Pocilloporidae
Product: tetratricopeptide repeat protein 28
Molecular function (GO): protein binding
Source: RefSeq, a predicted model, not a curated record
AAACUGGUUUGUGGAAAUCGAAAACCACCAGCCAAAACUGAAUUUCUACUAGUCUGUGACUGGUUGGCUGAGCUCUAAUAUUUGUGAAAGUUCCAUCCUUCUCAGGUUUUUACAAUGAUUACUUUUUCCCGAUAAUUUUCAAAUUCGAUCUUACGCUACCUCUUUGCACUCUUCGUUGCUUUGCGGAGAAAAUUUGAUAUCAGUUUAUUGAUUUUGGUCUCCUACCUAUCCGAGGAACUUUUCUUUUUUCAAAAUAUGUGGCUAAAUAUUUAUUCAGUUUAGAAAUAUAAUCCGCUAAAAUGCUUAGGAUUGAAACUUGGAAAUGAUAGAGAAAACACCCUAUAAUAACUUUCACUUCUUGAUUGCUGUAUGGUAAAUUAAUAUUGUAAGGAGAAGCUACAUUUCCAUCACUUCUUUGACGGCAAGCCAGCUGAUUCACUGAGAAAAAAGAGUUAAAAAGUAAUGUUGCCCUCAGACAAGGAAGAAAACAGCUACUUCCCUAAAAAGUUUAUGGACUCCAACAUUGUCAGUUUUUAUUUUUACCUUUUUCAGGUUUACUUCUUUGUUAAUUCUUUUCCACGGUAACCAGAAAAGAGUUGUAAUGAAUAACGCUGCAGAAAUCCUAAAAUCAGUCCAGAUAGGUUUAGAUGAUGCCAUAUUUCUUCUCAAGACUGAUCGUGGCCCACAUGCGACCCAGUUAUGCAAUGAAUGUGUAAUUCUUCUUAAAAACCUUGACUCUGGUAUUCACCUUGAUAUUUACGAUGUGAUAUUCAAUGCGUACAACGCCAUCUCUGGUUUCAAACGUGCGGAAAGAUAUGCUGAGAAACUUCUUUACACGUUCAUCCACGCUGAAAGACUAACCAUACAACUAGGUGACAAACUUAAAGCACAGGGCCGGUUUGUAGAGGCAAAGCAAUGUUUCAAAAGCGCACUCACAACCAUGCAAACGAUUGGCCACAAAAGAGAAGAAGCAAUGGCUCAUGAACGACUUGGAAAGGUAUGUGAGCGCCUCGCUGAAAUGCAGGAGGCAAAAAUACACAUUGAGAAAGCACUUGCAAUCGCGAUAGAAAUUGGCGACAAACAAGGAGAAGAAAUAAGAUACGGGAACCUCGGAUCUCUGUUGUAUUCCCUUUCCGAAUAUCAGAAGGCUGUAGUAUGUCACGAGAAAGCACUGGCCAUCGCGACAGAAAUUGGCGACAGACCAGGAGAAGGAGCAGUAUACGGGAAACUCGGAAUUGUGUUUUUGUUCCCUUGGAGAAUAUCAGAAAGCUAAAGAAUAUAACGAGAAAGCACUUGUCAUCGCGACAGAAAUUUGCAACAGACAAGGAGAAGGAACAUUAUACGGGAACCUCGGAGCUAUGUUUUGUUCCCUUAGCGAAUAUCAGAAGGCUAAAGAAUAACAAGAGAAAGCACUUGCCAUCGCGAUAGAAAUUCGCGACAGAAAAAAAGAAGGAACAAGUUAUGGGAACCUCGGAACUGUGUUGUAUUCCCUUGGCGAAUACCAAAAGGCUAAAGAAUAUAACGAGAUAGCACUUGCCAUCGCAAUAGAAAUUGGCGACAGAAGAGGAGAAGGAUUAUUAUACGGGAACCUCGGUAUUGUGUUUUGUUCCCUUAGCGAAUAACAGAAGGCUAAAGAAUAUCAAGAGAAAGCACUUGCCAUCGCGAUAGAAAUUCGCGACAGACGAAAAGAAGGAACACUUUAUGGGAACCUCGGAUCUGUGUUGUAUUUCCUUGGCGAAUACCAGAAGGCUAAAGAAUAUCUAGAGCAAGCACUUGCCAUCGCGAUAGAAAUUGGCGUCAGAAAAGGAGAAGGAUUAUUAUACGGGAACCUCGGAACUGGUUUUAUUCACCGUGGAGAAUAUCAGAAAGCUAAAGAAUAUCAAGAGAUAUCACUUGCCAUCGCGAUAGAAAUUGGCGACAAACAAGGAGAUGGAGCUAGGUACGGGAACCUCGGAACAGUGUUUCAUUCCCUAGGCGAAAAUCAGAAGGCUAUAGAAUAUCACGAGAAAUCACUUGCCAUCGCGAAAGAAAUUCGUGACAGACGAAGAGAAGGAACAAGUUAUGGGAACCUCGGAGCUGUGUUUCAUUCCCUUACCGAUUAUCAGAUGGCUAAAGAACAUUACGAGAAAUCGCUUGCCAUCGCGAAAGAAAUUGGCGACAGAAAAGGAGAAGAAACAAGGCACCAGAACCUCGGAGCUGUGGUUGAAUCUUUUGGCGAGUAUCAGAAAGCUAAAGAAUAUCACGAGAGAGCACUUGCCCUCGCGAUAGAAAUUGGCGACAUACAGGGUGAAUGUGCAGCAUACCAUUGUCUUGGAAAUGUUUAUUUUCAUUUCCGAAAAAAUCGGCAAGCUAAAGAAUAUUUGGACAGAGCAGUUGGCAGCAGUAUAGCAAUUGGUGACAGAUUAGGAGAAGCCUGCGUUCUUGUGAGUUUGGCAACUGUAUUUGCUUCUAUGAAUGACAAUCAGAAAGCAAAAGAACAUUGAGAGAAGGCUCUUACCAUCAUCAGAGAAGCUGGCCAUAGAAAUAUCGAAGCACGUGUUUACAUAAACCUUGGCAAUAUAUACCAAUUACUUGGUGAACGUGGCAAGGCAGAAGAUUGUUUAGAGAAAGCUUAGUCCAUAAGCAGCCAAACUGGAGACAAAAUGGCUGAGUUUAAAUGCUUUCUCUUUCUUCCUAAGUUAAAGAUAUCGCAAGGGGAACUUGAGGAGGCAAAGAAAUAUCUUCUACAAAGUUUAGGAAAAUACGAACAAAUGAACACUCUUCUGAAAGAAAGCAGUAAACUUAAAAUGUCUCUUUUCGAGGAACACGGUACUUUUAUCUAUCAGUUACUCAGUUCCUUGCUUUGCCUUAUUGGAAAAUUUCGAGAUGCUCUCUAUCUCGAGGAACUGGGACGAGCACGAGUCCUCGCAGAAUCAAUGGCAGACAAAUACUCCGCGGAAAGCCACAUCUCAGCUGAUCCACAUAAAUGAUUCGGGAUUGAAAAAAUCGUGAAAAGAGAAAGUAACUAUGUUUUUAUGCACAUUUCGUAUGCACAGCGGUACGUUCUUUUUUGGGUAUUGAAAGCAAAUGGAGACACUUGCUUUCGACAAACAGAAGCGAAAGUAAACACUCUUGAUGCUGAGCAAGUUUGCGAUGUGGAAGGAAUUUUCAAAAAGUGCGCCGCUGGCUUUGGCGUUUUACCCACAGCGAACUGCGAAGAUCGAUCUCUGUAUGACGGCGUGACGACAUCUCUUCAUAAAGAGAAUCGAGCAAAUUUGCGAGGUGAACAAAUCAAUGAUACCGAAAGAAUUCAUAAUUUGUGCUACAAAUGGAUUGUCGCGCCUGUGGCAGAUUUACUUACAGAGCCUGAAAUCAUCAUUGUGCCGGAUCGUUUUUCGUAUCGAGUCCCGUUUGCUGCCCUGCGUGAUGAACCGGCCGGAAAGUGUUUAUCGGAGAAGUACAGAAUACGCAUCGUCCCUUCAAUAACGACUCUCCGUGUCAUUGAAGAGAGUCCAGUGGGCUAUCACAGUCAAACUGAUGCACUGGUAGUGGGUAAUCCUACGGUUGGCGAAGUGCAUUACAAUGGACGAGUCAUUAACGUUACACCAUUGUUCUGUGCAAGUAAGGAAGCAGAGAUGGUUGGUCGAUUGAUGGGCGUUCAGCCUUUAACAGGAAGUCACGCAACAAAGCAGGCGGUACUUCGAGAAAUGCCUCUGGUGAGUCUGAUACAUCUUGCCGCACAUGGAAAUGCUAAUAGAGGAGAGAUUACCCUCUCUCCUCAACGUAAUACUAACAGUGCCCAGUGUACUGCUAAAAGUACUCCAAAAGAGGAAGACUACCUCCUGACAAUGUCCGACAUUCAAGGAGUACAAGUGCGAGCUAAACUGGUUGUACUCAGCUGUUGUCUCAGUGGGCGUGGAUUAGUUAAAAAGGAAGGAGUUAUUGGAAUCGCUCGAGCAUUCUUAGCAUCUGGUGCACGUUCAGUGUUGGUAGCAUCGUGGGCUAUAGAAGACGAAGCAACGGCGAAGCUCAUGGAGCAUUUCUAUAAACACCUUGUUCGUGGAGAAAGUGCCAGUGAAUCUCUUCACCAAGCCGUUCAAUGGUUGAGAAGCAAUGGGUUCCCCAAAGCUUCCCAAUGGGCUCCCUUUGUGCUGAUAGGGGAUAACGUGACGUUUAAUUUUGUGAAAAAAGGGAAAGAAGAAAUCAGUGAGGACAACAAAGAGGCAGAGAGAGGAACAGAGUGACUACUGAUCCUGCUCAAAGAUUGUUCUUCCCAUACAAUACCUAUAAACAGACACUGGUAUUACUUUGCGUAGACAUUUUUAGUUUGUUUCAAAGUCAAGAAGUCGUUUUUGCAUGCUUUUGUCAACACGGUUGAAUCGAAAAGUGAGCGACAAUUAAGUAUAUCAAUAGGGAACUAAAAUUAAAUUGGGAUGGACAAAAUGAACGCAGCAAAUUAGGUAAAUGUUUAAAAAUGUGAGAAUGUUGGCGAAGUUUCGUCACGACUCAAAAUUAUUCCUUGAAUAAUACCACCAUGUUCACCAAAGAGUGAUAAAAACUGUUCGCAGGUGCUGCAGAUGAUAGCAUGACAAACAAACCGGAGAGUGAUAAAAACUGUUCGCAGGUGCUGCAGAUGAUAGCAUGACAAACAAACCGGAGAGUGAUAAAAACUGUUCGUAGGUGCUGCAGAUGAUAGCAUGACAAACAAACCGGAGAGGGAUAAAAACUGUUCGCAGGUGCUGCAGAUGAUAGCAUGACAAACAAACCGGAGAGGGAUAAAAACUGUUCGCAGGUGCUGCAGAUGAUAGCAUGACAAACAAACCGGAGAGGGAUAAAAAACGUUCAGACACUAAAGAAACAAUCAAACAGAAAGGAGGAGAAACAGUGCGCGAGAUACCAACGCAAACAUAAGUCAGAAAAGAGAACAUAGUAAAAUAAGCAAAAAUGACUAAAAGCAUAGGAUAAAAACGUCGCCCUAUAUAUCGGAAGUGACUGCAUCGCGAGACAAACGAUAAAUACUUAGGAACUCUUGUACUUUCAAACUGUCAAUGUAAGGUUAAGUUUAAGUUUAAGU